AUGAAGUGGUUACAACUGUUGUCUUUGGCUCUGCAUCUGGGCUCCACAGCGGCAGUGAGCAGUUCCACGGAAAGUAUGAAAAAAGUACUCGCGCCUUUCAAGUAUAACCCAUUUCCCUUGGGUACGAUCACCGCAACGGGCUGGGUGCAUGAUCAGCUGGAGCUCGAAGCAAAUGGUUUGGCCGGUCAUCUCUACGACUUCUACCGCUUUGUGGCCGGGUCAACGUGGGUCGGUGGCAGUUGGGAAUACAGCACGCUAGACGAGGCAGCGCCCUACUGGUUUAACUACGUUGUUCCCCUUGCCUGGACGAUCAACGACUCGCGUCUGAAAGCUCAGGCGAAGGAAUUUCUCGAUUACGUGCUAGACCAUCAAGCUGAAGAUGGAUGGCUGGGGCCCGAGACCACUCGCCAGACCCGAGGAAUCUGGGCACGUAGUCUGCUAUGCUUUGGAUUAGUACAAUAUGCACAGGCAGAUCCAUCCGAGACAGAGCGGAUUGUGACAGCGAUGCAUAAGUUCACCAUUCUGGCACAUUCCAUGCUCAAGGACAACUUCACUGGCUUAAUUGAGAACAAAACCCUUGGAGAUAGCUUUGACCCCUACGGCUUUGGACUAGCGCGAACGCAUGAAUUGCCCAUGUCGUUGCAGUGGUUGUAUGAGAACUAUCCACGCAACAACUCUGAAAUCAUUUGGGAGACCAUGGAACUUAUGUUUGCCGGCGGUGUCGCGGGUGGCAAGGACUGGACGACGUUCUUCGUUGAGGGUGUAUUCCCUACCCUUGGAACGCCAUAUAUCACGACCAGUUCAUUCACCCAUGGGGUCAAUCUAGCGGAAGGACUACGGUAUCCCACGGUGCUCUACCGCAUGAAUGGAAAUUCUUCUCUGCUGGACCAGACCGCCUUAGCAGUAAACUUGCUCACCACUUAUCAGUCGACACUUGCUGGGAGUAUCACAGCCGAUGAGCAUCUGGGCGGACUCAGUCCCGAGAGAGGCUCGGAGACUUGCAUAUCGGUUGAGAUGAUGUUUUCCGUGGCCUAUCUGUAUCGGUUCUAUGGCACCAACGCAUACGCAGACCGAGCUGAGCGCGUGGCAUUCAACUCCCUCCCUGCGGCGCUAUCGCCGAAUUGGUGGUCACAUCAAUAUGUUCAGCAGGUCAAUCAGCCUUGGUCCCGCAACCUGAGUGCCAUUCCUUUCGGAAACGUGAACUCCUAUGCCAACAGCUAUGGCCUUGAGCCCAACUUUCCCUGCUGCACCGUCAACCACGGCCAGGGUUAUCCCAAGUAUGUGGCCGCUUCUUAUGUGCUCGAGGGAGACAGCCAUGUGAUCCACGCGCUGCUGGGCCCCGAGACAUUGAGCGCGAAGCUGGCUACAGGCAACGUGACCAUCGCAUGCACGACCAACUACCCCUUCUCCGGCCGACUGGAGUAUGCAAUCACGACCACCACUGACAUCUCAUUCUCUGUCCGUAUUCCCGACUGGGUAAACAAAACGAACUCUCAGUACUCACUCACGGGCGCAAACUUCAAACCCUUAUCCUCAGAUUUCAGUAACCUGCAAACCUUCAACCUCACCAAAGGAACUACUCAGAUAGUCAUCGAUCUAGAAAUGGGCAUCCAAGUCACCAAAUCACCAGCCAACGGCACUGCAGCCGUCUAUUACGGCCCUUUGCUGUACGCUCUUGACAUCGAUUAUAACUCUACCCACCACAGCCCCUUAAACUACUCUUCCUUGGAGCCGCUGCCCGCCGACCAGAUCGUUGCCCAGACACACGACUAUGUGCUCAACCCGACCUCUGCUUGGCGGUACGCUAUUGAUCCCACCUCAGUCACUGUUCAGCAAGUCUAUGACCGCGACGGACAACUCCAGAAUCCCAUCUGGGCAAAGAACGCUACUCCCGUUGCCCUGUUCGCGGAUGCAUGGUUGGUUCCAUGGGAGGAAAACUUGGGAACCGCUGCGGUGCCCCCUAAGUAUCCUAAUGUCACCGGGUCUCCGAGUAAAAUCCGCUUGGUCCCUUACGGCUCGGCAAAAUUGCAUAUUGCCGAUUUUCCCAUUGCGGUGCAGGCGUCAUAG
Messenger RNA from Aspergillus welwitschiae, 2067 nucleotides. RefSeq lists its product as uncharacterized. Lineage: Eukaryota; Fungi; Ascomycota; Eurotiomycetes; Eurotiales; Aspergillaceae. The transcript is spliced from 6 exons. Bases 1 to 2067 code for a protein of 688 amino acids. The record is from RefSeq and is a predicted model, not a curated record.